CACUACUGUGCCAGUGCGCAUGUCCGCCUGCUCAUCAAACCCAAACUGAACUGUGAAAUAAAAGUCUCCAUCUGCCGUCCCAGGCUCUGAAGUGUGUUUUUCUGCUGAUGCUUUUAUUUUGAAAGGUCUGACCGGGGUUUUUCUCCGCCUUUACCGGCUCCAGCUUGGCCGCUCUUCUGUCCUCCAGCAUCAGCACCAUCACCAUCCACGGAGGACACUGGACCCACGGAGGGAGGGGUCCUGGCCUGGGCACGGAUCCCCAAAAGGCCCCGCGGCCGCCGCUGGAUGGAGUCGGGCUGCAUUCACACAGCAAUGGCGAUGGGUCUGACAUCCAAGAGGGCGUCUGCGAGGAGCGUCGGCGUGGAGCGAAAAAACCUCAUCACGGUCUGCAGAUUUUCUGUGAAAACUCUCCUGGAAAAGUACACAGCAGAGCCCAUAGAUGACUCAUCAGAGGAAUUCAUUAACUUCGCUGCCAUUUUAGAGCACAUCCUCAGCCACCGUUUCAAAGGUUCAGGAAGCUGGUUCAGCUCUGAUGGGCAGCGCAGUUUCUGGGAAUACAUCCGGCUGGCGUGCAGUAAGGUGCAGAACAACUGCAUCGCCAGCAUCGAAAACAUAGAGAACAUCAGCACAUCGAGAGCCAAGGGCCGGGCCUGGAUACGAGUGGCGCUGAUGGAGAAGCGUUUGUCUGAAUACGUGUCCACUGCCCUGAGGGACACCAGAACCACCAGGAGGUUUUACGAUGAUGGAGCCAUUAUGCUGAGAGAGGAGGCCACGGUUCUGACCGGUAUGCUGAUCGGACUGAGCGCCAUCGACUUCAGUUUUUGCUUAAAGGGGGAGACUCUGGAUGGGAAAUCUGCAGCUGUGAUUGACUACACCCCCUACCUGAAGUUCACUCAGAGCUACGAUUAUCUGAGCGAUGAGGAGGACCGCCGCAGCGUCGACAGCAGUAACAGCGAAGAGAGCGUCCCCGAGCAUCCCUACAUCCCCCUGGUGACGGACGAGGAGAGCUGGAGCAACAAGUGUCGCAAGAUGGAGCAGAGGUUUAAGAUCGUCUACGCCCAGAAGGGGUACCUGGAGGAGCUGGUUCGCCUCCGAGAGUCUCAGCUGAAGAACGUGGAGUCGGAGAACAAGCGUCUGAGGGCGAAGGUGGAGGAGCUGACGGUGCAGAGUCAACAGGAGAAGAAGGAGCUGGAGGCCAUUGUACUGGAGCUGCAGGCUCAGCUUUCCGCUCUGAUGCCCUGUGAUUCAUCCCAACUGGCCAAAGACCUGUCCAUCCCACUGGCCAACCACUGGUCCGCCGUCACAAACAACCAGGGCCACGUCAAGCUGUUCCGCAGGAGGAGUUUCCACAGUUUAGAACAGCUUUCUGCAGAAGUCAGUUUGAACUCGGACUCUCAGAAAACUGAAGGGAGGCAGAACGGAGACGCUGCGUGGACUUCAGCAGCUGUGUCAGUCGCUGACAGGACUGCAGCCCGCCCACCCAAACCCACCAUUCGCAGAACCCUGUCCCUGGACACCAUCAUCGGACCCUACCUGCAGGGCCAGUGGCCCAAAGAGGCCGAGGGGGCGGCGGUCAGCUGUGUCAACGACAAAGCCACACAGACUCCUAGUUCCUGGGCAGAGGAGACCAGAGGACGGAGACAUGCCAGUGGACAUAAGAGAUCAGCGUCAUGGGGAAGUGCAGAACACCUCCGAGAGGUGGCCAAACUGAGGCAUCAGCUGCAGAAACGCUCCCGUCACGCCCCUCCGUCGUCAGGAUAUGAGCUCCCCCAUCCCCCGCUGCCCACAGCUCAUUCAGCUGGCAUCACUCAGACGCGGCAGCUGAUGCCUCUGAACAGACUCGCUCCUCGGCUUCGUCGUAGCGUCGAAGGCCUGAAUCUGGAGCUGGAAGAGGUGUUUGUGUCUGAGAAACCUGACGACCAGCACGAGAUCCUGGACAUCCCAGACGGACACCGGGCUCCGGUCCCGGCCCAGAGAUGCAGCAGUGGUUCUCAAAGCGAGCCGUCUCCUGGACCUUUGGACCCGUCCCUCCUGUCCCCGUCCCAGUCCCCGUCCCCCUGUCCUCUAGAUCCAUCACUGCUGUCCCCGUCACACUCCCCUGGUCCUCUAAACCCAGGUCUACUGUCCCCGACCCAGUCCCCCUGCCUCAUGGGAGAACCAGAACCCGUGGACUGUGAGACUCUGUGUUCUCCGUCUACUACUCUUCCUUCGUUUGCACUCGAGCCCCCUCUGCUCCAGCCCUGCUCCCCCGCCCCUCGACCCAACAAAACCUACUCCUUCCAGCGUGAACCUCCGGAGGGCUGUGAACUAGUCCGAGUGUGUGAGGAGGCCAUGGCUUCCUGUGCGGACGAGCCCCUCCUCACGGCUUCCUGCCCUGACCCCAAUAAAGUCAACUUCACCCCCCACGGAGGCUCUGCGUUCUGCCCCGUCAGCCUCCUGAAGCCCCUCCUGCCCUCCAUGGACCUCCUUUUCCGUGGCCUGUCAGUGUCUCCCGUCACCGGCUGCACAGGCCAGGCCUCUCCCACAAGGCACCUGGGCAUGCAGUGAGGUGGGCGAGUGGGGCGGAGCCUGUCAGGACUAAAUCACACUCCGCUGCCCGGAAAGUGGUCUGGACCAGGACGAACUGUUGAUGAACAGGGUGACGGAGGAAGCCUCGGUGUCCGAUCACUGCUGAAAAAUGUGUUGUCAUCAGACUUGAGGCUGGUUUUGUUGAACGCAGCUUCGGCUGUUUUAUUGUUUUUUUUUCUCCACCUGCUUGGACUGAGCUGAUAAACGCUCCAUCAGCGCUUACAUUUGACCAGUAUUACCUCUGAAAAGCAGUUCAAGUUCACAUCUGCAAUGACGUCUGGACUCAGUUUUCAGUCCGAUGCAGCAGAUGUGUUUUCAUUCUUACUGAUGAACGAGUGACUCUUAAAAAGCCUCUUAAAACACAAACUGACAUGAGUGUUACUGUGUUUCCUGUUCAUUACAUGCUAGUAAAGCAUUUAGAUAUCCUUUCAUUUUAAGUUGUGAAGUUACUAAAUAAAAACAUUUGUUCCUCAAAUGUCAUAAUUUCUGUUUUGUUAAGGAGAAUUACUGCUUUGUCAGCCUGCAUUUGAUGAUACGGUACUUUUUCUUUAUGCAUUUCUUGGAAGAUCUAUAUUUUUUUAUCUGUAAAGAAUGAACAAGUUUCUGUUUUUGUAUUCACAUAAAAAAAAUCAUCUUUCUGUUUAUACCUAGCUAUAAACAGAUGUUUAAGUAGCUUUAUUUGCCCACAGUGGCCACUGUUUGUACCAAAUUGUUCUUUUUGUUCAUUUAAGUGACUAUUUGGCUUCUGGUUAUUAUUUGUUUUGAUAUGACAGUUGAUAUGUUGAACUGUCAAUGUUUGGUUGAUAUUGUUCAUUUGGAUAAAACAUUGUCUUUACAGCACUGAUUAAAACAGUAAACGCUUAAAAAAAUAGCAUUUUCUGAUUAAAAGCUUGCAUUUAUCUGUU
Molecule: messenger RNA, 3473 nt
Organism: Sphaeramia orbicularis (orbiculate cardinalfish)
Lineage: Eukaryota; Metazoa; Chordata; Actinopteri; Kurtiformes; Apogonidae
Product: RUN domain-containing protein 3A-like
Exons: 17
Coding region: 286-2547 (753 amino acids)
Source: RefSeq, a predicted model, not a curated record